AUGGGUAAUAACAUCUCAAGCACAGCUACUUCAAUAGCGACUGCCGGCAUUGAUAGCUAUGUUAGUGAACUUGGAGAUAUAGAAUAUGAAAGAAGUAGUGCACGUUUUAUGAAAACAAUACGUGGGCGCCAUAAAGAAGGGCUUGUUGUUAUAAAAAUUUUCAUAAAGCCAGAGCCUGGCUUGUCUUUGUCGAACGUGGUUAAAUCGCUUCAAGACGAAAGAGAUGCAUUGUCUGAAGUCCCUAAUGCAUUCUCAUAUCAAAGAAUAAUUGAAACAGAGAAAGCUGGAUAUCUAAUAAGGCACACACGUCCAUUUUUGAAUUGCAUCGAAAAAAAAUGGAUAACAUAUCAAAUUUUGUGCGGAGUACACGAUGCUCAUACUCGAGGGAUUUAUCAUGGAGAUAUCAAGACAGAAAAUGUUCUUGUCACAUCAUGGAAUUGGGUAUAUUUGGCCGAUUUCGCAGGAUAUAAACCGACAUACCUUCCAGAGGAUAAUCCUGCUGAUUUUUCGUUCUUCUUCGAUACAUCAUCGCGAAGAACUUGUUAUAUUGCUCCAGAAAGGUUUUAUAAACCUGGUAGUGAAAUUGACAGGAGAAAGGGUGAACUUGAGUUUGGAGAAAAAGACGGUGCUAUUACUCCUGCUAUGGAUAUAUUUUCUUUAGGUUGCGUGAUUGCAGAACUUUUCUUAGAGGGUACACCAAUAUUUUCUCUAGCUCAAUUAUUCAAAUAUAGGACUGGAGAAUAUGAUCCAGGUGUUUAUCUAGAAAAAAUUGAGGAUGCAGACAUAAGGGCUAUGGUGAAACACAUGAUCCAUGUAGAUCCUUCACAACGAUAUACUGCAGAACAAUACUUACAAGAAUGGCGUGGCACGGCAUUUCCGCAAUACUUUUAUACUUUCCUUCAUCAAUAUAUUGGUUCGGUGACCGAUCAUCAUAAUCAAGCUCAUCCAAGAACUUUGGCUACUAAUGGCACUAACAAAACUGUUGAACCUCAAGGCUCUAAUAUUGCAACUAGCACCAUUGUAAAUACAGAUGCGGAUGAUAAAAUAGAAAGAGUUUACUAUGAGUUUGAUAAAAUUGCAUUUUUCCUUGGAUUUUAUAGUGAGAAUGUGCAAGACACGGAGAUGGUUGUUAACAAUAGCCAUUCCGAUAAAGUUGGUGAAAGUUCCCGCCCUAUUAUAGAAGUAUCAUCACCAAAUGCGACACCAGCGUUAACAGUUGAUCUUCAUAUACCAAACUAUGAUUAUUUUGCCCUUAAAAAUAAAAAACGAAAGAAACAUGCAGAUGAUGGAGCAUUAAUAUUUCUCUCUUUAAUAUGCGCUACUAUCCGAAAUGCUGCAUAUCCUUCGUCAAAACUUCAUGCGUUGGAUAUGUUACUUGCAAUCGGGCAGCAUUUGGAAGAUGAAUUUAAAUUGGAUCGUUUAGUCCCUUAUUUAAUUGCACUUUUGAGUGAUGAAGUUGGUCUUGUUAGAGCUAAUACUGUCAAAACAUUGGCGCAUUUGCUUUCCAUGGUUGAUACUAUUACUCCUUCAAACGCUACUAUUUUUCCUGAAUACAUAAUGCCUAAACUUCGUAAAUUCGCUACGGAUCCUGAAGUUCUUGUAAGGAUAACAUAUGCUCAGUGCAUUGCAAUUUUUGCAGAGACAGCGCUACGAUUUCUUGAAUUAACACAAGCAACAGAAGACUAUCUAAAUGUAACUGAUAAUGAUGCUGAAAUUGAAGGAUCAUAUGAGGCUACUUAUGACGCCACUUUACAUGAUCUUCAAUCAAUUAUACAAGAACAAGUGACCACUCUUUUAAUUGACACUGAUAGUGCUGUUAAACGUGCUUUAUUGUCAAAUAUCACUAGCCUUUGUAUUUUUUUUGGUAAACAAAAAGCCAAUGAUGUGUUACUGAGCCAUAUGAUAACAUACUUGAAUGAUCGUGAUUGGAUGUUAAGAAGUGCAUUUUUUGAAAGCAUAGUGGGAGUUGGUACUUUCGUUGGAAAUCGAAGUUUGGAAGAAUAUAUUCUGCCUUUGAUGAUUCAAUCUCUUUCUGAUGCGGAAGAAUAUGUCGUGGAAAAAGUCCUUAAUUCUCUCACAAGCUUAGCUGAAUUAGGAUUAUUCCCAAAAAUGAAGUUAUGGGAAUUAAUUGCUAUUAUAUCGCCAUUAAUGUGCCAUCCUGGCAUAUACAUUCGUUAUGGAACCAUUGCUUUUGUUGCAUCGGCUGUUAAACUUUUACCAACGACGGAUGUAUGGUGCAUAGUAUAUCCAAUAAUAAGACCAUUUUUGCAGGCAGAAAUCGCUGAAGUUACAGAAUCCAAUUUAUUGGAGAAUGUUAAAGAACCGAUUCCACGGCCUGUUUUUGAUAAAGCUGUCUCUUGGGCCAGCAAAUCCAAUAAAUCUUUGUUUUGGAAACAAGCUAAAGAACGCAAAGCAAACAAAUCCGCAUCAACGACGGUUUCGGGUAAUUCUAGUGUUACAAGCCUAUUGUCACGACGGACCUCAACACUUGCAAUUAACGCAGGGAAAAUUAACAAAUCAGAGGAAGAUGAGCAGAACUUGGAAACGAUGAGGGGCAUGGGUAUGACAUACGAAGACGAAGAAAAAAUAAUUGCAAUGAGAGAUUAUAUCUAUAAAUUAUCUGUUUCUAAAAUUAAUACUCGUCCAAGGUUGGAUGAAAGCCUUAAAAUGGAGGAUGGGUCUAUCGUACUGAAAAAUUUGGGUAUAACCCCUCAUAAUGUCUUUGUAAUGCCAACUAAUUCUGAUGGGCAUACCACAAGAAACAAUACUCUUCUGCCCAAUGGAACAAAUGUUGUUGGGACACCAGGUGCAAAGAAUAGCAAAGCAUCUUUAGCAGAUCCACCGUUUUCACGAGUUUCCAGUGAAAGUAAUCUUCAGCUUCUUAAAGCUGAAGAGCAAGCUCGAUUAAUUUCUACUAGUCUUCGGGAGGCUAGAAUUAAUGCAGAAGGAAAAUUUCCAGCCAAACCUAUUUCAUCUUCACUUCAACCUGAAUUUGUAACUGGUACUUCAUCUUCUACAACUCAACGGAAGAAUCUGCCGAAUCCUAUUACAAUCAACGCUUCCUACAUGAAUUCUCAGGAUUCUUUAGUUCCAUCUUUAUCGACACCAUUACGUGAAAGGCACAGUUCGUUGGUCAAAAGGCCAAUUGAAAGCCCGAAGGCGGCGCCCGCAACCAGUACUAAUACAACAGCCGUUAUUGGAACCAUGGAAAUGCCUCUUCCUGCUGCUUCCAAAUCGGAUGUAAGCCUAAAUAGUAUUAAUGGCAAUGCUAGUCCGCAUGUAGAAGAAAUUUCAGCGAUAAAAAAUCUUGGCCCACAAGUAGAAGAAAUUCCAACAAGAAAAAAUCUUGGCACAUUUGUUUCCAGUACAUAUGAGGGUAAUGAUCGAAACGUUAAGAAUUUAUUGGAUAGCUUAUAUCUUGAAGCAUUUCCUGAACCUAUGCCAGAGUUUGGACCGAGAGUGACCAAAUCAUUGGUUCCACGUCCUGGAACGGCCGCAAGAUUAAAAACCAUUGCUAACUGGAGACCUGAAGGUGCAUUGGUAGCUCACAUGACAGAACACAAAUUAUCUAUUAAUCAAAUAUGUGUCUCUCCUGAUCACAAUUUCUUUGCAUCAUGUUCGGAUGACGGAACUAUUAAAAUAUGGGAUUGUGCCCGAUUUGUCAAGAACUUUAAUAGCCGUUCAAGAGUCACAUAUAGUCAACAAGGUGGUAAGAUCAAAUGCAUGACUUUUAUUGAUAGCACACAUUGCAUUGCGGCGGCAUCAGAUAAUGGAAGUAUCCACAUAUUUCGAGUUGACUAUUUGCCCUCUGUCCCAGUACCAAAGUAUGGAAAACUACAAAACGUGAGAGAAACUUACUUGAGUGGAGAAUAUGCAGUGGCGAUGGAACAUUAUGAUACUGGCACAGAGUCCAUUUUAUUUUAUGCGACAUCCAAAGGAAACAUAUGUGGACUAGAUUUAAGGACAAUGCAAAUAGUGUGGAAGUUUGAGAACCCUAAAAGCCAUGGUGUCAUCACAGCAAUGGUGUCUGAUAAAAAACAUAGGUGGCUUCUUAUUGGUACAUCUAGAGGAAUAUUUACUCUUUGGGAUUUACGAUUUCGAAUUCAAAUUCGAUCAUGGGUUCACCCUACAAAAAGUCGUAUUAGUAGGCUUCUUUUGCAUCCUCAAAUUGGAAAUCAAAAAUGGUGGGUAAUUAUUGCUGCUGGAAAAAAUGAAGUUUCGAUUUGGGAUAUAGAAAAGGUCGAAUGUAAGGAAGUUUUUGGUGUGAGAGCUGAUGAGAAGAUUGGUGGUGUUUCUUUGGAUAUGUUUAAGGCCGUCGAACCACCAGGUCCAAAUGAUAUAUUGCGAAGUGCUUUUACUGCUCAUGAAAGCAGUUUUUCUGCAGAUAAUUCUAUUCGUGCAGUUCUUUAUCCGUAUGAGUGUAAUUAUAUGAUAACAGGCGGGUCAGACCGCAAAAUUAGGUUUUGGGAUAAUAAUCGGAUCGAUGAUUCAUAUGUGAUUGUUGGAUCAGAUACUGACGAAGCCAGACCUACUUAUAACACAAGACCAUUUGAUGGAAUAAAAGUUCACUAUGAAAUACUAUCGUCCACUUCAUCGUCUUCACAAAAUUCGACACACUCAAACGGACAUAACAGUUCAAACCAUAGAAAUAGUAGUACUAAAAGGCCGUCUGCCAAUAAUAAUAAAUCAUACAACAAUGGAAAAAAUCAAUUAAUCUUUUAUCAACAAUUACUACUUAAAAACCAUUUAGAUUGCAUAACCGAUUUAGCAAUUACAGAAAUUCCACAUCCAAUGCUAAUUAGUGGAGAUAGAGAUGGUGUUAUUAAAGUAUUUUUGUAG
Molecule: messenger RNA, 4839 nt
Organism: Dentiscutata erythropus
Lineage: Eukaryota; Fungi; Glomeromycota; Glomeromycetes; Diversisporales; Gigasporaceae
Source: the annotation of a GenBank genome assembly